Messenger RNA from Peromyscus maniculatus bairdii (prairie deer mouse), 1018 nucleotides. Lineage: Eukaryota; Metazoa; Chordata; Mammalia; Rodentia; Cricetidae. The record is from RefSeq and is a predicted model, not a curated record.
UUAGUGCCUCAGGUUCUUCAAAGCUGCACAGCAUUCAUCGAGAGAUAUGGCAUCGUGGAUGGCAUAUAUCGUCUCUCAGGAGUUGCCUCCAAUAUCCAGAGACUUCGUCAUGAAUUUGAUUCUGAGCAUGUCCCCGACCUGACGAAAGAACCUUACGUUCAAGACAUCCAUUCUGUGGGCUCCCUCUGUAAGCUGUACUUCCGAGAGCUCCCAAAUCCUCUGCUUACCUACCAGCUGUAUGAGAAAUUCUCUGAUGCCGUUUCAGCAGCAACAGAUGAAGAGCGAUUGAUAAAAAUCCACGAUGUCAUCCAGCAGCUCCCCCCACCACACUACAGAACACUGGAGUUCCUGAUGAGACACUUGUCUCUUCUAGCGGACUAUUGUUCCAUCACCAAUAUGCAUGCAAAAAACCUUGCCAUUGUCUGGGCACCAAACCUGCUGAGAUCAAAGCAGAUAGAGUCGGCCUGCUUCAGUGGGACAGCAGCUUUCAUGGAAGUGAGAAUUCAGUCUGUGGUUGUUGAGUUCAUCCUCAAUCAUGUAGAUGUGCUCUUCAGUGGCAAAAUCAGCGCUGUCAUGCAGGAAGGGGCAGCCUCUCUGUCGCGGCCCAAGUCCCUGCUGGUCUCUUCUCCGUCUACCAAGCUGCUGACAUUGGAGGAAGCCCAGGCCAGAACGCAGGCUCAGGUCACUUCUCCCAUCGUGACUGAAAAUAAGUACAUUGAAGUAGGAGAGGGGCCUGCUGCCCUUCAAGGGAAGUUCCAUACCAUAAUUGAGUUCCCACUUGAAAGAAAGAGGCCUCAGAAUAAGAUGAAAAAGUCUCCUGUGGGCAGCUGGCGCUCCUUUUUCAAUCUGGGGAAGUCAUCUUCGGUCUCUAAACGCAAGCUGCAGCGUAAUGAGAGUGAGCCCUCGGAGAUGAAGGCCAUGGCUUUGAAAGGUGAGCACUCUGCCACCCUGUCCUGCUGCAGCGGACGGCCUGGGGACUCUGGGCACCUGCUGCUGUCCUCGUGGCUGCCUCCUCUGG